Rhipicephalus microplus (southern cattle tick) is the source of this 1411-nucleotide messenger RNA. RefSeq lists its product as uncharacterized. Lineage: Eukaryota; Metazoa; Arthropoda; Arachnida; Ixodida; Ixodidae. The record is from RefSeq and is a predicted model, not a curated record.
CAGCAUCGGAAGCAGCAGAGGAGUGAGUGGCGAGCAGCCGGGGAGCCUAGUGCGCGUUUGGGGCGCGAACAGGCCAGGGGGAAGGGAGCCCGUUCAGGUGCGCUGCGUGCACAAAGUGGAGGCCGGUGCGGCCCGAGGGCCAUUGUGGUCCUCCCAGCCAUGGUCAGCGCGGGCAUUUGCCAUGCCGUCUUCAUUUGCUUGGUGAUCCGUACCGUAUCAGCGGCCGACCUGCAGGGUCCGACCCUGACCGGCAUCAAAGCCCGGUACCGGAUCGGCGAGCGCAUCAACGCCACUUGUAGCAGCGGCCUUUCCAGCGCGGGUCCCACUCUCCACUGGCUGAUUAACGACCGAGAGCCGAACGAGCAGGAGACGGAGCAGCGCGUCGAGCUGGUCCGGGUGGGCAAUCUCGAGGAGCGACGACAGCAGCUGGCAUUGCGGGCGCGAGACCAGCACUUCGUCAAAGGCGUCAUGCGCAUCAGCUGCAUCAUGGACGUGCCCGAGCUGGGACGCCGCGUCGCCGAGAAGUUGGUCACCAGGGCUACCGCGCCGCACCUCAGGCCAGAGAACCAGGAGGAAGGUGGUGUUGUUCUGUCAGUUCCCAGCAUAGUCAUCCUUGACAGUGGCUUCUGGCUCAACUGUAGCUCAGCUGGGGCACAUUCCAUUCACUGGUUGAAGGAUGGUCAAGAAUUCUACGAGUAUUCCUCUACGGAGAGCAGCACCCCAAAUAUUGACAAUAGUGUUCCAGGUAUCCAUGUCAAUGAGGAUGUUUCGUAUAGAGGCCAUGUCUACCUAAGCCAUUCUGAACUUGCCACUGAAGGUACCUACACCUGCAAGGUGAAGCUGCCAAGUUAUCGUACCAAGGUGUCUGAAAAGAAACUCCAAGUAUAUGCUCUCCCAAGUAAUGACCCAGAAAUUCAGAAUCUUCAAACGGCCUACAAGAUUGGGGAUGCUAUCAAUGUUACCUGUUCUAAUGGUCCAUCAAAGCCUGCUCCCAUCCUGACGUGGUACGUCAAUGGCAGUCGGGUGGAUGAAAAUGUGACAGACCGAGCUGAAAUUCCAACAGGAAAAGGCACCUUUUAUGCAAUGGCCAGACUCGAGUUGCCAGCGGAGCCUACACUCACAAGUAACAAAUCACUCAUGCUGAGGUGCCAAGCAUACAUUGGUGAAGAGUACUCUAGCAGUGCAGAACGGCUCAUUGACAUUGUCCCGCCGCGAGCAUGGGCAGGCUCUUUUGGUUCUCGAAACUUGCAACAUGGCUCUAUCUGGACUGUUACAGCCUUUACCAGUGCUUUUGCGGUUCUCUGUUGUGGUCUUUGAGUGUGGGCCAUUUCUGCCUUGUAUUAUAAAUGUACAUAACUGUCUGAAGAAAUAUUUGUUCCUUGUUGAAUUAAUAAAGUUGACUUGAACAGUA